Messenger RNA from Culex quinquefasciatus (southern house mosquito), 922 nucleotides. It is a transcript of the gene l(2)34Fc, whose product is annotated as putative defense protein Hdd11. Lineage: Eukaryota; Metazoa; Arthropoda; Insecta; Diptera; Culicidae. Gene Ontology annotation, molecular function: oxidoreductase activity, acting on metal ions. The transcript has 3 exons. The record is from RefSeq and is a predicted model, not a curated record. Bases 166 to 672 code for a protein of 168 amino acids.
GCGGCGCGCGCUAGAACAAAAAGUCGCCGCACGCUGCCACCGACAGCUCAGAGUUCGUUGCGAGUUCGGUUCGAGAGGAUCAAUUCAGAGACAGCAAAGCAAGUGUGUGCACAAUUUGUGAUAUUUUUGCCGAUUUUUAUCAGACAGACAACAACACAGGACAAGAUGGCCUACCGAUUCGCGUGCGUCCUGCUGACCGUGGCCCUGUGCGUUGCCCCGGCGUUGUCCUUCUCGGCCGGUGCUCCGGAUGGCGCCUGCGGAGACAUGAUCCCCCAGCAUCACACCGACCCGCAAAAAUCCGCCGCCCCCUACUCAAUUGGGCUGUCCAAGAAGCAGAUUCGCUCGGGUGAGGGCGUUACGGUGACCGUCAAGGGAAACAGCCCCAAGGACACGAUCAAGGGACUGCUGUGCCAGGCCCGCGUCGGCGAGACCCCGGUCGGAUCGUUCGACGUUCCGCCAAACAACAACUACGUCCAGACGCUGGCCUGUGGCAACUCCAAGUCGUCGGCCGUCACCCACAAGAAGAUCACCACCGCCCCCAACAGCAUCUCCUUCAACUGGGUUGCCCCGAAGGGACUGAGCGAAAAUGUCGUCAUGACCUGCACCAUCGCCCUGAACGGUGGAGUGUUCUGGGUUAAGGAGCGUGCGGUCGAUGCUCUGCGUGUCAACUAAGCUGAGCGGAAGAGUAUUUUUUUUAGUGUAGUUAAGUUACCGGAAAUCAAAACCCCCAUCAAACUACCACUAUUUCGACUACUGUCUGAGACAGGAAGUGUUUUUAAACGCAGAAGAGCCCUCAUCGUAGAUUUUUUUUUUUAAACAACCACACAUUUCAUUUUCAGUUUGACGUGUUGUAAGUUUUUUAUGUAUGAAAAGUAUUUCUGUUAAUGUGACAAUAAAUUAUGUUCUAUGUGUGUACAAAAUA